Beta vulgaris subsp. vulgaris (sugar beet) is the source of this 1554-nucleotide messenger RNA. RefSeq lists its product as uncharacterized. The transcript is spliced from 2 exons. The record is from RefSeq and is a predicted model, not a curated record. Bases 1 to 1554 code for a protein of 517 amino acids. NCBI's taxonomy places the organism in Eukaryota, Viridiplantae, Streptophyta, Magnoliopsida, Caryophyllales, Amaranthaceae.
AUGUUCACCCCAGAGCAACUCAGAAGUGCAGCAGAGGUUUUUAAGGCAAUGGCAAGCGGUACCCCACCGACCGGUCCCCGGCCAAAGCGACCCUUGAGCAGAGCCCACAGCCCGGUGAGAAAACUUCGUACAGCGUGGGCGGGCCGCCAAGGUGAGCGAUACCGGCAUGACCAAGAUCAGGUGGCGAAUUCGAAGACCCCCACAGAGCAGGUGGGGAAUGAGGAGGAAGAAGAGGAGGAGGCGCAGGAUACUGAGGUUCAGAAGCAUUCCUCCCAGCCGAGAAAUCGAAGUGAAUACCGGCGUAGAGCGCAGGUGUCGCUGCGGAAUUCACCCUUUUCCACUGCGAUUCUACAGGAGCCCAUGGAAAAACUGAAAAUGCCGACAUGCAGGUAUGACGGUAAGACUGACCCAGAGGAUCACCUAUCGGCUUAUGAGGGUCAUAUGAUGUUGUACACCGAUUCUGACUCAGUAUGGUGUAAGGUGUUCCCAUCCACCUUAACCGGACUAGGGCAAACCUGGUUUAAAAGCAUUCCGCCGGCAAUUGUGUUUGACUUCCGACAACUCACAUCCAUGUUCGUAACACACUUUGUCAGUAAUAAGCGUCGUGAACGAACAACCGACGAGUUAAUGUCUAUUAAACAAGGAGAGACGGAAAGCUUGAGGGAUUAUGUCGGACGUUUCAAUGUCGAAGCCGUCACCAUCCCGACACUGCAGCAGGAAGUAGCAGUGCUGGCCCUAAUGACGGGGUUGAAAGAAGAAGUCAUGGGAAAGGCUAAUGACUUCAUAAGGGGGGAAGAGUUUGACAAGGCAGCUAACGCAAAAAGGCCAGUGGCUAUAAAAAAAGAUAAAGAGAAAGACAAAGACAAGGAUCGCCGAGAUGACAAGUACCGGAAGGACAAAAAGUCCGAGUCAACCGGCAGAAAAGAGGAGAGCAACUCUGUGAAGAAGGGGUUCGAAGGAAGGCCAGACAAAUACAACAAUUAUACUCCGCUAACAAUAUCCCGGGCCCGGAUAUUUGAACUGCAUAGUAAGGACGAUAAGUGGCAAAGGCAGCGAAAAAUGCACUACAAGGGUAGGGAUAAGUCCAAGUGGUGUGAAUUUCAUGAUGAUUACGGUCACAAAAUAGAUGAUUGCAAGGACCUUAAGGACGGGAUCGAAGACCUCGUCAGGCGAGGUUAUUUUACCCAGUACCUAUCAAGGAACGAUCGCAAAACUCCUCCAAGGGAGGACGAAAAUGACAAUAGAAGACCGGUAAAAGACAGGAUCACCGAAAUCCACAUCACAAGCGGAGGACCAACGAGAGGCGGUAGUAUUCACGGGGCGAAAGCUAGCCUCAAAGAGGUCCGCCACCAGGUGAACUAUAACAACGCCAGAAAAUGGCCGGCACCUCCAUCUAUGCCGUCUGUAGCUUUUACUUCAGAGGACGCUAAGGGAAUCGUUUAUCCUCAUGACGACCCUUUGGUAGUAUCUCUGCAAAUAUCCAAUGCAAUGGUCCAUCGCAUUCUAGUCGACGGAGGAAGCUCCGCCAAUAUCCUCUACAAAGAGACGUUUUAA